This is a messenger RNA of Phlebotomus argentipes, 2362 nucleotides long. RefSeq names its product trace amine-associated receptor 1. The coding region runs from base 286 to 1677 and encodes 463 amino acids. The transcript has 10 exons. Gene Ontology annotation, molecular function: corazonin receptor activity. NCBI's taxonomy places the organism in Eukaryota, Metazoa, Arthropoda, Insecta, Diptera, Psychodidae. The record is from RefSeq and is a predicted model, not a curated record. Gene Ontology annotation, cellular component: membrane. Gene Ontology annotation, biological process: neuropeptide signaling pathway.
ACAGCCUCGAAGUGCAACAGUGCUGGCAAAUUUAAUUCCACUGAGUGUCUGUUUAAAUUAAAUAUACAGUGUCCUGUCGCUGUGGGGAAAAAACACAGAGAUUUUAGUGGAUGAAAAUUGCGGUGAACACAUAGGAAAACUGUUGAAAAAUUAAUCAAAAGCUCAUUAAAAGUUUAGUGAAUUGAAAAAAGUGCAAUGAAGCGACAAUCCUGCAAAAGUGACGCAUGGCUUUGAAGGCUUAAACCGCCUCUGAGAACACUCAAUGUAUUUGGAUCCCGCCGGAGGAUGGAUCCAAAGGCGGGAGUCUGGCUAGUGGCGCCGUCCGUUCGCAACGCCAGCUGCUCCCAUCCGCGCUACACCGCCCACUCCCUGUGGAGCCUCGUGGGCCCCGUGGAGGCGCUGCAGGCCCUCCUCGUGUUUAGUCUCGCCGUGGGAAUCAUCGGUGCGAAUCUCAUGGUCAUCCUCGUGAUAAACAACCGCCGCUACUCGUCGUACAUCCAGCCGCAGCCACGGUACCUGCUGACAUCGCUGGCACUUAAUGACCUGGCGAUUGGCGUUCUUAUCACCCCGUUCGGUGUCGUCUCGGCGCUCUUCCACUGCUGGGCCUUCGGCGAGGUUGUGUGCCAAAUUCAGGCUCUCCUCCGUGGCGCUCUAUCGCAGCAGAGCGCAGUAAUUCUAGUCUGCAUGGCCAUCGAUCGGUAUCUGAGCGCUCUUCAUCCUAACCGAUAUCACCAGCACUCGAGCAAGAAGGGAUGCGUUGUGAUGCUGAGCUUUGGGUGGAUUGCAUGUCUCACGGUGUUUGGAAUGCUGGUGCUUCCCAAAGGUUAUUACUACAAUUCGACGGGUCUGCUGGCGUGCGAGCCCUUCUACAGUCGCGCCUCCUUCCGCAUUCUCGCCACUUGUGCCCUCUACUUCCCCACCACGAUGGUGCUCAUGUACUGCUAUGGCUCCAGCUUCCACACGAGCCGCCUCAGGCUCACCUGUGAAUCCAACAAAUCGCCCCAGGAAGCACCUGAGCCGCAAACCAGCGUCACGAUAAUCACAGAGAAACCGCCGCAUUCGGCCGUACAGGAGCGUCACGUGAGCGGCUCAACGUCACGCACGAUGGCCGCCAUGUCGCUGGGCUUCAUCGUGAUGGUGACUCCAUGGACAAUACAGGAAAUCGUGGCAGCGUGCACGGGAUCAAAGGUCCCACCAUUUCUGGACUUCUUCGUCACGUGGACCGCCAUUAGCAACAGCUUCUGGAAUCCCUUUCUCUACUGGCUCCUGAACGCGCACUUUCGUCGGAUCGGUCGCGAGUUCUUCACAUCAUGGUGGUGCACCAGUGACGAUCCGAUGGCGCGCAAGUCGCGCUGCUGCAGCGUCAGCUCAGAGUGCGAUCCCAUCUCGCUUCCGGUGCCGCCGGCGCCGCCCAAAUCGCAGCCGCCGCGACCCGACAUCGAGGGCAUGUCGGAGAAGUACUGGGGCGAGAUUCUGGAGCGCACCGUCAGCUCCACGUCCCUGCACGCCCUGCAGCGCGCCUACGCGGGCCGCAAGAGCACCAGCUUCGGCAGCCUGAAUCUCACUGACCUGGAAGUGGGCGAACACACGUUCCACGCCGCCUCGUGCGCCAGGAACAAGAUCCUGCUGGAGGAUCCGGGACCCAGACACACCAUCAAGGGUCUGCCGGACAUUUAGUUAUAAGUCGCUGUCGAAAAUGUGUUGAUGGAAUGUGUAUGUGGAAAACUUCCCCUGACUCUUUUCUCCAUUCAAUUUUCCCUCUGUGGGUGUUUUUUUCCACACGCGAUUUAGACGUAAUUUGAGGUGAAUUCGCUGUAAAUCCGCGAAUAAUUGGCUGCAUGAGGAAACUUUUCCUCUCAAAGAACAUGUCAAACAUCAUUUGGAUUAUCCCGGAUCGCGUGGAGGAAGCUAACAAGACAUUGUCAGCACAUAUUUUCGCCGCAUGUAUCAGAAUUCUCCCCCGAACUCCCUAAACAAUGCAAAUCUACAUGAGGUUUUCCGUGUUUGUGUGCGCAAAGCAGGAGCAAGUCUCUUUAUUAACCUUAACACACCCAAUUCAAUAGUUUAACGGACAUCGUGAGAUGUUGUGUUCUUCACGUCUUUUCUGUGAUUGAAAUGCUCGUCAGAAAAGUGCGGAUAAAUUUGUAGUGUUUUAUUAUAGAUAGAAAUGUGUCAAGGCGGGAAGACUUUUUCUAUAGUUGAUUUUCUAGUAAACAUGAAUUUAGAGAGAAGAAAAGAAUUGUAGGGAAGAAUUAAAUUUAAAAAAAAAAUCAUUUUUUAAAACGAUUGUCGAUCAUUUAGUGAAAGUAUAGCAUAUUAUACAAUAUAUCUAUGACUUUUUGUAUUAAAGCGCACGAUUUUC